Messenger RNA from Erythranthe guttata (spotted monkey flower), 3151 nucleotides. RefSeq names its product B3 domain-containing transcription repressor VAL1 (gene HSI2). Lineage: Eukaryota; Viridiplantae; Streptophyta; Magnoliopsida; Lamiales; Phrymaceae. The record is from RefSeq and is a predicted model, not a curated record. Gene Ontology annotation, molecular function: zinc ion binding; DNA binding.
CUUCCAUUCUCAUUACACAACUAUAAAAACCUCAAAAUCCGACAUAAAAAAGGCAGUUUUUUCUUGUGGGCGAGAGUAUACAUACAUACAUGUGAGUGGUGUCGUGCAUGCAUUUUGUGCACCUGUUCUGUUCUGAUUCUCCUCUCCUCUCCCCCCUUUGCAUGCACACGCGCUUUUUCUCUCUCUUCGCCCUCCCAUUCUCUCUUUCUCUCUCUAAACAUAUAGGUAGACGUACAUGUAUUUAUCCACAUCUGUGGCUUCUUCCGCUUGGUUUUGAUUUAAUUUAAUUUUUGGAAGCAGUAGAGCCGCCGCCGUGGGCCACCGACCGCCGCCGCCGCCUCUUGAUUUUACUCUGUUUUUUGGUUAGGGGUUGAAUCCGAGAUUUCCAGCAUAUGGGUUCUGUUUUUGAUUGAAGAUGUUCGCAUGCGGACGUUGCGUUUGGCAGAUUUGAAACAGAGUCCAAGAUUUGAAAUUCGGGAGAAAUGGGUUCGCAAAAUUGCAUGAACGAGGCUUGCCGCGGAACGACGUCGUCUGAGUGGAAGAAAGGCUGGACCUUGAAAUCAGGUGGAUUCGCCACGCUUUGUUACACCUGCGGAUCUGCCUAUGAGAAUUCGAUUUUCUGCGACAAAUUCCACGCGGAAGAAUCUGGUUGGCGGGAGUGUAAAAUAUGCGGGAAGAGGGUCCAUUGUGGAUGCAUUGUUUCUCGUUUUCUGCACGAGUACAUGGAUUAUGGCGGAGUUGGGUGCAUGAGCUGCGUAAAGCGUCUCGAAAUUCAUUCUAUGAAACCGAUUCAGAUUCCUAGCGAUAUUUCCAACGGCACAUUUCUCACAAACGGUAUAAGAGACACUCGUCCAAUAAUUGUCGAGAAUCGAAUCGACGACGACAAAUUCAGUACCGAGAGGCUACUGCAAUUGACCAAAGCUAUAGGAACCAGCGAUUUCAGUUCAGCAUUCCAGCAAUUUAAACAAGAAGAAUCCAUGCUCAAUAAAACGAGGCAAACGAACAAACGCCUACUUAAUCUCACACAAGAGUGUUCCCCGUCCACUUUUUUCAAAUCAGACAAUAACGGCAGACCAAAAGAUGCAAACGAAUCUAUAUUACCUCGUCCAUCUCUAAAUUUCUCUCUGACGCCUCCGAUUUUGCCUUACUCUGGUGGGGUCGUUGAUGGUAUUGAACUUAGCAAAAAUUCUCCCCAACAAGGGGGGCUUAAAGCACGUCAUAUUCUGCCGAAACCCCCCAAACCGAGCCCUAUAGAGUUAAAUAAAGGGAGCUUUUCACAAGCACGUGUUGCUAGGCCUCCGGCUGAAGGGCGGGGCCGUAAUCAGUUGCUUCCUCGGUACUGGCCGAAGAUCACAGAUCAAGAAUUGCAGCAAUUAUCUGGAGAUUUAAAAUCCACCAUUGUGCCUUUGUUCGAGAAAAUCCUGAGUGCCAGUGAUGCUGGCAGAAUCGGUCGCCUUGUGCUUCCUAAAGCAUGUGCCGAGGCUUAUUUCCCGCCUAUUAAUCAGUCGGAAGGUAUACCGAUAAAUAUUCAGGACAUAAAGGGAAAAGAGUGGUUGUUUCAGUUCCGAUUUUGGCCUAAUAAUAACAGCCGGAUGUAUGUAUUGGAGGGCGUAACCCCUUGCAUCCAAAAUAUGCAAGUACAAGCUGGCGACACAGUGAUAUUUAGUCGCAUAGAUCCUGGUGGUCAACUUGUCAUAGGCUGUCGAAAAGCAACAAACAUUUUCGAUUUGCAGGAUACACAGCCACUUGCCAUUACAAACGGCGAUUCUCCCGGCGAAACAUCGUUUUCCGGUGUGACCGACAAUAAUAUUUUUUCAAAUGGAGGUCGAACAUCUGAUGAUUCGCUUCAGCGGCAUAUGUCGACCACCUUGUCGGAGAAGAAAAAGGCUCGAAACAUUAAAAACAAGAGGCUUUUAAUGCACAACGAAGAUGCUAUGGAACUAAGAGUUACCUGGGAAGAAGCGCAAGAGUUGCUUCGUCCCACUCCAAAUGCCGAGCCAACUUUCGUCAUGAUCGAGGACCAUUUAUUUGAAGAAUUUCAAGAACCUCCGAUUUUUGGAAAGAGGACGAUUUUCACUUCCCGAAUUUCAGGGGAGCAGGAACAGCUGGCGCAGUGCGACAGUUGCUUAAAAUGGCGAAGAUUGCCGGUGCAUGCUCUUCUUUCCGGAAAGUGGACAUGUUCGGAGAAUACAUGGGACUCGAAAAGGUGUUCGUGUUAUGCUCCAGAGGAUAUAAACCCGAGAGAUCUGGAAUCUUGCAUCAGUGCUUACAAGGAUUCGAAGAAGCGAAAAGUUUCAGACAAGGCAUCCAACAAAGAAGGGGAGCCUUCAGGACUAGACGCACUGGCAACCGCAGCAGUACUGGGAGACAAUAACAACAACAUAGUAGGAGCAGAGUCUUCUUCGGUGGGGGCCGCCGCCACCACAAGGCAUCCACGUCACCGCCCGGGUUGCUCCUGCAUAGUCUGCAUCCAGCCGCCUAGCGGCAAGGGCAAGCACGAGCCCACUUGCAAGUGCAACGUCUGCCUGACCGUCAAACGCCGCUUCAAGACCCUCAUGAUGCGCAAGAAGAAACGGCAGUCCGACCGCGAGGCCGAGCUGGCUCUGCAGCUCAAGGCGGCGUCGGCUGCGGUGGAGGAGGAGGACGACAAGGCGGGCCCCGCCAAGAAUACCGGCGGGGGGCUAGAGAGAGAAGAUGCUGAGGAGAGAGAAACGGCGGAGUUGGACUUGAACUGCGAUCCACACCGGGAGGAGGAGGCUCUUCUUGCAGAAGCGGCAGGUAUAAGCCUGACGACUUUGAUGAACGCCGUUACUUCUCUACCGUUGGAUAUGGCGUAUGUGGGCCCACCCAAUGGGGCAGUAUCGACUGAAGAGAUUGAUGCUACUGUUGCUGCUGUUGAUGGAGAUUUGGCGGAGGGGAAUAAUCGGAAAGAUGGCCCCGGGGGUUUUAAUCCAAUAUAAUGCGUGUGUGUUUUCUUUUCUUUUUUUGGGUCGACUUUCGGAGCGUAUAUCUUUAUAUUAGUGAGACAACACAGUAAUGUUUUGUGGGGAAAGAGUUUUUCGAGUCGAUUUUGGUCCGACAUUUGUGGGUUUGUUUUGUGCUAAAACGGCUUAAAACAUUCGUAAUGCAACUCGAUACUUGGUUUUAGUUA